Molecule: messenger RNA, 297 nt
Organism: Fulvia fulva
Lineage: Eukaryota; Fungi; Ascomycota; Dothideomycetes; Mycosphaerellales; Mycosphaerellaceae
Product: Mitochondrial import inner membrane translocase subunit tim10
Exons: 2
Coding region: 1-297 (98 amino acids)
Biological process (GO): protein insertion into mitochondrial inner membrane
Cellular component (GO): mitochondrial inner membrane
Source: RefSeq, a predicted model, not a curated record
AUGUCUAUGUUCGGAUUCGGCGCCAGGCCUCAGCCUUCAUCGGCGGAGAAGAUCGCAGCAGCAGAGGCAGAGAUCGAGAUGGUCUCCAACAUGUUCAACCAACUGGUCGACACCUGCACACGCAAGUGCAUCCCACCCCAAUACCGCGAAGCCGACCUCAACAAAGGCGAAUCCGUCUGCCUAGACCGCUGCGUCUCCAAAUUCUUCGAAGUCAACAUCAAAGUAUCAGAAAAGAUGCAAGGCGAAGCCGCACAGAGGCAAGGCGGCGCGCCAGGUGGUGGUAUGUUUGGCUCAUAA